AUGAUGCAGCGUCCUCGUGGUAGUGCCGCGGCGAGCCCUCACCGGAGCCUGGAUGUCAACCCGCUUGUCGGCCGCAGCGAACUCAUAGCCUGGGUAAACGAUACCCUCGGCAUCUCUAUUGAGCGUAUCGAACAGUGCUGCAAUGGAGCCAUAUACAUCCAGCUGCUAGACGUUGUUCACCCGGGCCGUGUGGCCCUUGCUCGCGUAAAGUUCGGCGCUGCGCUGGAAUACGAAUACCUCGCAAAUUACAAGGUGCUGCAGAGCGCGUUCACUAGGCUGGGAAUCUCGAAGCAUGUUGAUGUGCAGAAGCUCACGAAGGGACGCUACCAAGACAACCUGGAGUUCCUGCAGUGGAUGCGAGGAUACGUAGAAUCUCAUCGCACAGUUGAGAGCUCAGGGUAUGACGGAGUGCGCCGCCGAGUUAUGGCGGUGAUACGCAACUGCAUCGCAAACAACAGCAACGCACACCUCACGCUGGGUAGCGUUACCAGCGCUUUGCCAACUUGGGCACAGGAUGGUGUUACGGUACCGUUGAUAAAGGAAUGCCUAGCCCAUGUAAAAUCUUCAGCCGCCACAUCGGCUCAGGAUGGAGAGAAGCAGUCGGAAAGCAGAGACAAUGGUGUUUCUAAUCACCAGGGUCCUAUGGACCCGAAACAGGUUGUGCGAGCAAAGAGGAGCGCCGCGUCUUCCAUCUCUGGACAGGAUGCCAAGAUCCACCGCAUCACAUCUUCCAAUUCUAGUAAGACCCAUCUGUCAGAUGCGUGCUCCAGAAGCAGCACAGCUGACACACAUGUGAAGGAAUCCGAUGGCGGUGCUCUCAUGUCGCGUUACGACAGUGUGGAAACAGCAGUACCCGCAAAUUACACUGAGCUCCUGGAUGCAGAGAGACACAGAAACCAGGAAUUGGAGUCUCAGUUGAAGGGUCAAAAACAGCUAGAGGAGGGCCUACGGUCAUCGCUUGAUGAACGCGAUCGCACCGUAGCCGCCCUUCAGGAGCAGGUGGAUUCGCUGAAGAAGCAGCUGGGCCAACUACAGGCAGAUAAGCAAGUGGCCAAGAUGAGCAAGGACUUUUACUACAACAAGUUGCGUCGUAUAGAAAUUUUGUGUCAGAAGUGUGAAACAGGGCAGCUCGAAGUGGCACCAUUGUUCGACAUUAUGUACGCCACUGAUAAUGUUGCGUGA
Molecule: messenger RNA, 1182 nt
Organism: Babesia ovata
Lineage: Eukaryota; Apicomplexa; Aconoidasida; Piroplasmida; Babesiidae
Product: calponin homology domain-containing protein
Exons: 1
Coding region: 1-1182 (393 amino acids)
Biological process (GO): spindle assembly; protein localization to microtubule plus-end; regulation of microtubule polymerization or depolymerization
Cellular component (GO): microtubule plus-end; cytoplasmic microtubule; microtubule organizing center
Molecular function (GO): microtubule plus-end binding
Source: RefSeq, a predicted model, not a curated record